This is a messenger RNA of Hydatigera taeniaeformis, 1200 nucleotides long. The record is from the annotation of a GenBank genome assembly. NCBI's taxonomy places the organism in Eukaryota, Metazoa, Platyhelminthes, Cestoda, Cyclophyllidea, Taeniidae.
AUGGAUGAGUUGAUGGACGACAGUCAGUGGAUCAAUGGUACAGUGUUGGAAGUUCCGUCUGAGCGAUGCCCUGUGAUCUUGGACCCCCUGACGAGGCUCAACUUUCGGAUGCUUAUCGGUGACAUUUUAAAGCUGUCACCGUCUCCCAUAUCCACCGGCUUAUUUCGCUUUGGUUCAAGAUGGGUUUCUUACGUGGAUAUUUGUGGUAUCGUUCGCCAAAUUGAUAUUCGUGAAAAGUGCUAUAUUGUCCAAGUUGACGAUGGCACAGGCCUGCUGAGGUGCACCAUUUGGAGAAAACACGUCUCUCAGCACUUGUCUGACUAUUCCCAAGAGUAUCCUGCUGAGAGUGUUGCAUUAGGCCAAAAACUUCUCCAGUUGGCCACUCGCUUCACACCUGUUGUUUACCCUAACGGGAACAUCACAUCAAACCUCGGAGUCGGUGACGCUAUCAAUCUCCGCGGCUGCUUGCAGCUUUUUCGCAAGACUAUCAAUAUCUCCGCAAGUUAUUGCCGCGUGAUUACGAAUCCACAAGAAUUGCUUGACAGCGUUUUACAAGCACAUCAACUCAAGUCUCGGGUCUACAGUCGCUCUUAUAACGCGGUGGAAGUGUUGGAUCACCUCAAAGCAGACCUUCAAAAGACCAUAAAUAAAAGUCUUCUUCAGCGGAUUCAGACAGUGAUUGAGAACAAUGAGCUCUUCCUGUUCACACCAUUGGAUCUUCAAUUGAAUGCCGAAGUGAUCCAACAAAUUAACAUGGAAGGUGCAGCGACGGAGGACAAUUUGUCCUACGGACCAGAUUGGGAAUGUAUCUCUUCGCAAAAAAAUGCAAAUGCUAAAAAGCCCAGUGAAUCUGUUGAACUGAAGCGCUGUGUACAAGCUAUAAUUGAGCAGUUGCUGAUGGAAGGAACCAUCUUCCGCUCCGUCGAUAUCAUCGGCGGAAUGUACGCCUAUCAAUACACCCUCAGAAACCGAAACCUAGCCAAGCAGAUUUGUUACAUCAUUUCUACGGAACAGAGGGACUAUGAAAGGGGCGUUCCCUUUAACAUCAUUUUGGAGAAAUUGCGUUCCUUUAGUUCAUCUAAGAACUCGCAGCGCCUCUACAGGUGGAUUACUCGUCAGGCCUUGGAGAUACUGAUCAACACCCUCUUGGAAAGGAGUCUUAUCUAUUCUGUCAAUCCAGGCUGUUAUAAAUUGGCUUAG